UCCCACACCAACUGGGUCUCCUUGCAACCAGCGUGGCAGAUGUUCUUCUAAUAAUGCGAACCCUCAGACAUGAAUUCACUGCCCACAUGCAAGGUAAAACAAUCACAGUUAGAGAAUGAUUCGGUUGCUCCUAUUGUCGGUCCGAGACGUUUUACCCAGCUGGGUACUUUACUGAAGGACUGGCCAGUCUCACCGGCAACCGCGGGUGCUUCACCCUUCACUGCCCUUUGGUUUGGCCUCCGGAUGAGAAAGGUCCUAACCUGGAAUGCACUGACAUGGACGCGUGGGGCCCAAGGCUUUGAAAAGCCGAGAUCGAAAUCCUAGAUUUUUUUGGCUGCACCCAAGGAUUUUAGCGCCGUAACUACACCAGGUGCAGGUCAAAGUCUCAUGCAUUCGGCCCGGAACAAAGGCGGCCGCCCUCCAACUUAUAAAUAGAGUCAACGAGGAAGCAAUCUAGAGCAGGUUGAUCUCAGGAGAGUUCCCAGUGUGGAAGUCGCCACUAACUGGGGAACUGUGCGAAGAGUUUCAGCCUAGGUCCACAAAGUAAGUCCAAUGGAAGGGUCAGAAGCCCCCCGAGUGAUCGACUACGUGUUGACUUACAAGAGAGGCGAUGGUCAACGACUCGCUAGGGAAAGGAUGAACUUCCUAGGCGAGGUAAAGAAGACGGGGCUCUCUCUAGACCCCGACGUUACUGAGCAGCUGAGUACAGACCAAGACACCCGUCCGAAGCAGAUCAUUAAAAUUCACGCCCCCUUUAAUGUAUUGAGCCAAGUGGCUGAAAAGAUGAGGCUAAAGAUGCCUUUGAACGUGGAGAGCAUGGAGACGCCAGCCAGCUUCCCGCAGAAAUUCCUGAAGUAUUUUGGGACGGAUGAUGAGGCUGACUAUUUCAGCGCACCUUAUAGACAUGACAAGCAGAAUAUAUUCAAAGGAAUUGAGAACAAGACUACAUUUUUUCGGCCAGCUGUGAGAUCUCUAAUUGUUAAUUAUAUUCUAAAUGGGAUCCAUAUACCUAUUGAAGGCCACAAAGAUAAAGCUAACUUUAAUGAAGAUAUAGAAAUGCAGCCUUUUAUUCAGACUGAUGACACCAAGAAAGAUCACAAGAAGGAUGGAAAAUUGAACAAUGUUCCCAGCUUAUCAUAUUUAUUGAUGGAGAAAGCAUUUACAUCUGCCUUCACCCUGCAUGAAGGACCGGAAAAUCAUCUUGGAUAUUUACCUGGAGCAUCUUCAGUUCAAGAAAAUGGUGGUCGCCAUAACAGCUGGAUGGAUCUAAAUAAUCUGUGGGCUAAAACCUACAGAAUGCAGCCUUUGUGGAAGAUUAGAAACUAUUUUGGUGAAAAGAUUGCAUUUUAUUUUGCUAUGAUGGAAGUUCUUUUACUCACCUUCAUCCUUCCUGCACUCUGUGGCUUGGCUAUUUUCAUUUAUGGCCUUUAUAACAGCGUUUCCUGUCACAAUGCCAUCAGUGAUGUAAACACAAUCCUACAGGGAAAUAGUUGUAGCUUAGUCUGUUCAACGCCAAGUAUGGUCCCAGAGGUUGCUGAAGAGGCAGCCAAUCAAAUCAGGAAUAUCUGCGACAAUAUCGCUGCAAGGAAGAAGAAUAUUGAACAAAUAAUGAACAGGAUUUGUGCUUUUGAGAACCACAGUGAUUGUACUUUUCAGAUCUUGCCAGAUGAUGGUUUGGGUGUGUUCAAGUCUUCUUUGGACAACUACGCAUCUCCGCUAUUUGGAAUGAUCGUUUGUCUAUGGGGAACGAUAUUUUUGGAAUUCUGGAAGAGGAGGAAUGCAGAACUGGUGUAUGAGUGGGACGUUGAAAGUUAUGAAGACGAUGAACUCAUCAGGCCGGAAUAUUACGGAACAAAGCCAGAUCCAAUUACUGGUGAACUUGAUGCCUACUACUCAAUUUCCGGUCAACGGCUGAAAUUUGUCCUUUCAUUUUCAGUAGGAAUUUUAAUGGUGGGCUGUGUAUUCAUCAGUGUCCUGGCCGUGGUUGUUUAUACAACCUGGGCGAGAUUUAGAACGACAGACUCCGGAUCAUUUGCGCAAUUUUGCUUAACUACAGUCAUUGGUUCAUUACUCAAUGCGUUAUCCAUUUUCCUCAUGGGAAAAGCUUACCGGAUAAUUGCAGUGAGAAUGACAAACUGGGAAAACCACAGGACUCAGACCGAAUACAACGAUGCCCUGAUAAUAAAAUCAUUUGCCUUCCAGUUUGCCAACAGCUAUUCCCCUCUGUUUUACAUUGCCUUUGUGAGAACGAACAACGAGCAGUAUUUCACGAGAAUCGGUUUGCCCGGUUUAACGGAUAAUUGUGGAGAGCUGAACAAUUGUAUGUUGGAACUUAGUUUUCAACUGCUUACACUAAUAAUCAUGGAAACACUUCCAAAGUUCGUAAAGGAUAUUUUCUCACUAUAUUGCAGUAAAAAAAAAACUACAGCAGACUGCAGUGAUAUAGAUGAGUACAUCCUCCAGGAAGACCAGAAACCUGAUGUUGGAGACUUCACGUUGGAGGAGUACACUGCAAAGGUCAUACAGUACGGUUACCAGAUGCUUUUUGCCGUCUCAUUCCCACUGGGACCAUUGCUUUUUAUCCUAAUCAAUUUAUUCGACAUGCGUCUGGAUGCUAGGCGACUAUUACGGACAAACAAACGCCCCAUUGCUCACAUGGCUCAAGAUAUAGGUCAAUGGUUCACAAUUUUAGAACUCAUGAACAUUGUGGCCGUGGUGACCAACGGGUGCCUCAUUGCUUUCACCUCAGAAUUUGGGAGAGGGAGACAUUUUUACGAGAAACUUGCCAUUGUGAUGGUUUUUGAGCAUGUUGUGUUUGUCGUGAAAAUUCUGCUGUUGAUAUUUAUACCAGAUGUACCGCGAGGAAUUAAAAUGGCAAUAAAAAGGGAAAAAUAUGAGGCACAAAGGAUAAUGGAAGCUGAAUGUGGCCACUAAUGGCUGAAGUGCAACAUUUCUAUAUGAACUACAGUGAACACACUCAAACUUACAAAGCUUUGCAUAUGAAGGAAACUUGCUGAAUUGAGAAGAAUGACCACAGUAUGCAGCAGGCAGUGUGAAUUGCAUGAUUUGGAUUUGGAUUCAAUUUACUGUCAUUGUCUUCAAUUAAGAGACAACGAAAUACUAUUUUCCUUACAGUCAUACAAGUAAAAAAUACACAAAACACAGAACAUAGUAGUCCACAACACAAACAUCCCCACAGCAGCACCAAAGUUCCCCACUGUGAGGGUAGGAACCAAAGUCCAGUCAACCUCCUCGCCGAUGUUCCCUAAUGUUCACCCAUGGUCGUGGCCUCCCGAGCCCCCUGCAGUUGCCGCUACGGGCGGCCCGAUGUUCAGGCCCUCUCGCCGGGAACGAUGGAACCCCGACGUUAAAUCGGCCACCUCCCACCGGAGUCCGCGGCUCCCAAAGUCCACACUGGGCGGAGAUUCACGCUGGUGACCCCCGACAACAGGUCCCAGGACUCCGCGAUGUUAGUCAGCGCCGCCCGCGUUAGGAGCUCCGUGAACCACAGUUCCGCGAUGUCGAUGCAACAGGCCCAACACUCUGGAGCUCCAAACGGCGAUCCCAGGUGAGGCAUCGCCCACUCCGCAAUGUAUCCAGCGCUGCACCGCUGCUGCUGAAGCCCCUUUAGGAAAGGCCGUGACAAUCCAGUUGGAAGGCCGCGAGGCGGGGGGGCGAGGGCACGACUCGGAUAAUUCUCGCAUCCUCGCCAGGAAGUGACUGAAGGACAGUUUCCCCCUUACCCUACCCUCUUCCCCCCACAUAAAACACAAAAUAAACCGAAAGAACAUACUUUAAACAUAACAAAAAAUAAAAAAGAUACCAGACUGAAGGAGGAGGCAGCCAGCAACAGCCCAACCAGAUUGUAUGAAGUGGGCACCAAGUGUAAACAGCACAGUUUAUUAAUGCACUUAUUUUCUUGUAAAGGAUUUCAGUGGCAUCUUAGCAGGAUUUUCUUGUGUGUAGGUGCAUGUAGGUGUGUGUGUGUCAGAUAGAUGUGCCUGUGUAGGUACUUGUAGGUGUGCGUAGAUGGUUGUGUGUGUGUUUUUGUGUUGGUGUGUGUAAAGGUAUUUGUGCAUGUGCAUGCGUUUGUCUGUGUGUUUAGCUCUGUGACCACAUUGUGUGUGUGUGUGUCUGUACAGUUAAGAAGAUGACGCCUGUGAAUUUUCCAAUUGAUUUUUAGCUAAUGUCACAGAAAGCUGAAGCUGGUGGGAGGAGGGACUGAUGUUUUACUUUGUCCUGGGGGUAAGACUGCACUGUAACAUUUGCCCAUGAAAACCUUUUAGUCAUUGAAAAUCGAUGGCUCUGUGUUUUUUUUGGUUUAAUUGCACUCUUAUGAAUUUUAUCCCUUGACGACUGUGUUCUUUGUUUCUCUUCUCCCUCGACCCAUCAUUCUGUUUUUAAUUUCUUUUUUGUUCCAACCAUUGACAAGGAUAUUAAAUAAAAUGUGAGACAGAACC
Messenger RNA from Leucoraja erinaceus (little skate), 4460 nucleotides. RefSeq names its product anoctamin-7-like. The transcript has 21 exons. NCBI's taxonomy places the organism in Eukaryota, Metazoa, Chordata, Chondrichthyes, Rajiformes, Rajidae. Gene Ontology annotation, molecular function: chloride channel activity; protein dimerization activity. Gene Ontology annotation, biological process: chloride transmembrane transport. Gene Ontology annotation, cellular component: plasma membrane. The record is from RefSeq and is a predicted model, not a curated record. The coding region runs from base 553 to 2934 and encodes 793 amino acids.